Messenger RNA from Dioscorea cayenensis subsp. rotundata (Guinea yam), 579 nucleotides. RefSeq lists its product as uncharacterized. The record is from RefSeq and is a predicted model, not a curated record. The transcript has a single exon. NCBI's taxonomy places the organism in Eukaryota, Viridiplantae, Streptophyta, Magnoliopsida, Dioscoreales, Dioscoreaceae. The coding region runs from base 1 to 579 and encodes 192 amino acids.
AUGGAUGAUAUUAUCUGUAUGGGGUCGUCUCUGGAGAUGUUGAUAGACUUUAAAGAAACUGUAAUGAUAAAGUUUGAAAUGUCUGAUCUUGGACUUCUUAAAUAUUUCUUAGGCUUAGAAGUGAAGCAAGGCAAGGAUUUCAUCUUUGUGUCUCAAAGGAAAUAUGCUGAGAAUUUUCCACGCACGGCUAACAUGCUUGAAUGCAAAAUUGAACAAAGUCCCAUGAAUCUUAAUGAAAAACUUAGCCUUGAUGAUGGUUCUGGAGAAACAGAUGCUGAUAAGAAUAGGAAGCUUGUGGGAAGUCUACCAUACCUCACACACACUCGUCCAGACCUCAUGUACACUAUCUCAGUUGUAGUCCAGUAUAUGCAUUGUUCCUCAAUGCACCACCUCGGUGCAGUGAAGCGUAUUAUGUACCACAUUACUGUUAUUAUAAACUUCAGGCUGUUAUAUAAGUGUACUGAUAAUUUGAAACAAGAAGGCUAUAUGGACAGUGAUUGGGAUGGGUCUAUUGAUGAUAAAAAAAGCACAACUUCCUGGGUGUUUAACCUUGGCUCGACUGCUACUGUAUGGUGUUGA